This is a messenger RNA of Bipolaris maydis ATCC 48331, 378 nucleotides long. The record is from RefSeq and is a predicted model, not a curated record. Lineage: Eukaryota; Fungi; Ascomycota; Dothideomycetes; Pleosporales; Pleosporaceae.
AUGUUUCUGGCCGACGGGGCGGGCCUUGGCCCACUCAAAAGUGCAUGGCCGCUCCUAUGGGAGCGAAAUGUGAGGAGCCAUCAUGCUCCUCGCAUAUCAGCAGAGAGGGAAAAUGGUGGCAACGGAGGUAUUGCAUCUCCGCAGGGAUGCUGCUCCUGGGUGUGUCUGUCCAUCAAAAUAGCCAUUGAGAUGUCCAUGCGAGACUUCCCAGAACCUCACCAACUUCACAGGUCCAUCUCUCAUUAUAUGCAACACCCAACACUCAUUCGACGAGCGGAGAGAAAAAAGUCCGACGAAACCUUUGACGCUGCGUUCCCGUCAGAAGGUACCGCACCGUAUCUUGUCAUCACUAACACUCUGAAAUUGGGUAUUCCGUAA